CUCCUGUCUCCUGGAGCUUCCGUGUACUAACUGAGUAAACAAGUCAGUUUGUGUAUCAGACUUCUGUAACUGAGGGAUCGACCUGAGCUCCACACCAUGGGGCGGAUCACGGUUGUGUUUUCACUGCUCUUCUGUGCCUUUGUGCCAGCUUUCGGUGGUGAACACUCACUGUUUUACACCUACACGGCUCUGUCUAAACCUCUCAAGCUGCCUGGAAUCUAUGAGUUCACCGCACUGGGCAUGCUCGAUGACCGAGAACUCGACUACUACAGCAGUGAGACUCAGCUUAAGGUUCCUAAACAGGACUGGAUGAAGGAGAAGAUGGAAAAGGAUUACUGGGAUAAAGGAACUCAGUCCCGUAAGAGCAAAGAGCAGUGGUUUAAGGUCAACGUGGACAUCCUGAUGGAGCGAAUGAGACACAAUAAGUCUGACCUUCAUGUUCUUCAGUGGAGACAUGGCUGUGUGAUUGAAGGUGAAAACGGAAAUAGUAAAUUUGUGAGAGGAAUUGAUGAGUACAGCUACGAUGGUGCUGAGUUCCUCUCCUUUGAUGAUGAAAACUCGAGGUGGAUCGCUCCAGUUCAAGCUGCUGAGCCGACCAAAAGGAAAUGGGAUGAAGUUUCCAUCCUUAACACAUACACCAAGAGCUACCUGGAGAAAGAGUGUGUGGACUGGCUCAUCAAGUUCAUGUACUAUGGACAAGAAGAACUGAGAAAACAUUCUGAACCAAAUGUUCAAAUAUUUGCAAAGAAAUGUGUAAAAGACACUAACAAGUUGACCCUGUCCUGCCUGGCCACGGGGUUCUACCCUAAAGAUAUCCAGAUGUAUUUGAGGAAGGGCAGAACUAUUCUACCUGAUCACCUGGUAACAUCAACAGGAGUGAGACCCAAUGGUGAUGGAACAUAUCAGCAGAGGAAGAGUCUUGACAUCCUGGUGGAGGAAAAAGAUUCUUAUGAUUGUUAUGUAAACCACAUCACCCUCGACAAACCAAUAGUCAUUGAUGGUAGACAUGAAGAAAUCCCAUGCCUAGAUUGUACUGUACCAAAGAUUCAGGGUGGUAUCAUUGGGGGAGUGAUUGGAGCUGUUGUCAUGCUGGUUGUGGCUGCAGUCGUUCUCUUCGUCCUUAUAAAGAUGGGAAUAUUCACUUUGCAACAUAACAGCAGUUCCCCAGCAAACAACCAUGCCAAUGUGCUGCUUAUGGGUGCAGGUGACAGGGAAGUGUAAACUUUACAUAAAUCCUGUGGAUAAAGAGUUUGAUCUUGCUCAAGUCUGAUCAGACCUGGAUCUUUUUCUUGACUUGGAAGUCAUUGAUUCAGCCUUCCAUCUAAGUGUGAAACCUUCAAACAUAAAUGAGUCAUUCUACGAAACGGGUGCCAUUUGGGUCCGCAACAUUUGAUGAGAUGCAUAAGGCACAAAAAUGUCCCAAAAUGUGCUUACAAAGCUUAAAGUUAUUCAUUGAAGUGUUCUUGUUAACAUGAUGUAUAAUAAAAACACUAUUCUUAAAGAAUAACAUACUAUUUUUAAUAAUUUUGCAUUAGUACAUAGCCAUUUUCACAUGUCCAUGUUGACCAACAUGACAUUUGCAUCUAAAAUAUCACCAAAUUAGUUAUGUAUUUUUUUUUAAAAAGAUAUUAUUUUCAGAAUUAUAUUUGUGUCCCUUUUCACAUAAGAUAUAUUUUAUUCAAAAUAAACCUUAUUUUUUUGUAAAUAUUU
Molecule: messenger RNA, 1710 nt
Organism: Tachysurus fulvidraco (yellow catfish)
Lineage: Eukaryota; Metazoa; Chordata; Actinopteri; Siluriformes; Bagridae
Product: class I histocompatibility antigen, F10 alpha chain-like
Exons: 7
Coding region: 97-1221 (374 amino acids)
Biological process (GO): immune response
Cellular component (GO): external side of plasma membrane
Source: RefSeq, a predicted model, not a curated record